CGUCACGGUCAUGUGCUCCUCUCGCGCCCCCACAAACAAACCGUCAGCAGUGUAAUGCGCCGGGUGCUUACACUGUGGUGGUUGGUGAUGACGGGUGGCGGGCUCCUGGGUGUUAUUUUAUUGGUUUUUAUUAGCGACGGAGCAUUCGGCAUAACCACCGCUUCUACGCCGGAAGGCGCGGGCGACGUCAGCGACGACGAUCUAUCUCUGGAAAGCCCGGGUCCCCCGUUCGGGUGGGACGUGCCUCGUGAGGGUAGGCCUAUGCCCCGCUGGGUGCGGGGAGCCAAUGACCUGCCGCUGCAGCCGGACUGGGACAGCGCCGCCACCUGGUGGAUGACUUCGCUGGCGGUGGGCGAAAGCUGCCGGCAGCUGCUGUGGGAUUUCGCCCAGAGCAGCGCGUCCCUGGUCAGCUGCGUGGUGAAGAACGCUCGGCCGGUGCGGGUUUGCGAGGAAUGCACCCCGCAGUUUCACAGCUUGUGGGAGGCAUUCGCCAACAUAUCAGUACGUUCCGGGGAGCAAGUGUCUCAUCGCCUCAAACUUACACGUCCUUUCGCUAUGAACUUGACACAGCAGCUGUGGAGCAAAACCUACAACUGCAUUGUCCCCUGCAGUGAUACUAUUCCAGUCAUUGCAGUGUCAACAUUUCUUCUCUUUCUACCUGUCAUCUUCUACCUCAGCAGCUUCCUUCACUCUGAGCAGAAGAAAUGGAAGCUUAUGGAGCCUAAACGUUUGAAGCCUUGCAGCAGCACAGCACAUAUUGAAGACAGAUCUUCCUGAAAUUCUGCCAAUACAGCUUUUUCUUUUAAAAAAGGACCAAAUCUUUGUGGUGCAGAAAUAAUAAAAUCGUGAGGAAAUGUUGUAGCAAUAUGUAUAAGGUCUUUGGACAAUGCAUCCUUUGCAUUUGUAAUUUAAACACUUACUAGUGUUUAAGUAGUUAUCUUUUGAAAACUUGCACAUUGGAAAUGCUGUCAAAGCCACAUGAAGACUGCUAAAGAUACUCACUUAUCUCGUUCAUUUUUGUUGCCUCUGCCUUAAGUUUAAUACUGUAACUGAGGAAAAAUGUAAAGUUUAAAUCUGGUUUUAUUGAAGUGCCCUAAGUUAGGAUAGAUCUCAGCUUUUUGAAAUUGAACAUUCAACUCUGAUGUUUACAUGUUGAGAUAAUAAGUUAAGCAUUGAGAGAAUUCUAAGCAUUUAAAUCUAAUAAGCUAGUUAGAUUGUUUUGACUAAUUCUAAAACACAGUUGAAUUAAAACAUACUGGAUGUUGUCCGUAGGGAAGAUGCACCUUUUCCUGGUUUGAUAGGUUUAUAUUUUAACCCAGCUGAUUAUAAAUGAUGUACUAUUUUUUUUUUUUUCGAAAUGUGGUAGCACUGUAGUUAGUUGCCUGUAACAUUAAUUUUAGUUUGGAAUUUAGCUUGCUGAUUUUUUUUUUAUUUGAUACUUUGUAAUUUAAAAAUAGGGGUCAGGCAGUUGAGUGCAAAUAGAAUGAUUAAAGUAGAUUCAGAAAAAAUUUAGAUUUGAAACCAAGUAAUAGAACAGAUGCUGAAACAAAUUAGGAGUACCUUUGGCAUUUGUGACAAGAUGCCCUUGACGUGCAGAAUAAUAAAUCCAUGCCACGGAUGUGCAGUUAAUGAUAGCUAUAAAAUCUGGGAUGGUAAAACAGUUGAAUGCUGCGAUACAAAGUUUGGAUUAUGUCUGGAAGGGUGCAGUGUGAAUAUUUUCAGAUGGUUUUCCUUAUCUGUAUUUACCUUUUGUGUUCUUGCAAUCGGUGCUUGUCUGAAUUUUUAAAAUGGUAAAUAGACCUAUUGUGAGCUUGCAUUGAGUAUGCAUUAUGUUUCUUUGUUUCUGUUUACUAUGAGAGAUUUUUGGAUCAAUCACUUUAAGCAAGAAUGAAGCAUUCCAUUAUGUUCACCUACUGACUUGUGAAUGAUGUGAAGUUUGUGCAUUUUCCUCCCUGUUUUUUUAAGUAAUCCUUCAGUUUUUUUCAAACUUAAAUGGAUUGAAACAAUGCAGUAAGUUGUCUUUGUUUUAAAUUAAAUUGUUUGUACACUGUCA
Rhincodon typus (whale shark) is the source of this 2053-nucleotide messenger RNA. RefSeq names its product osteoclastogenesis associated transmembrane protein 1 (gene ostm1). The transcript is spliced from 3 exons. Gene Ontology annotation, cellular component: cytosol. The record is from RefSeq and is a predicted model, not a curated record. Bases 55 to 777 code for a protein of 240 amino acids. NCBI's taxonomy places the organism in Eukaryota, Metazoa, Chordata, Chondrichthyes, Orectolobiformes, Rhincodontidae.